CUGUACAGUAGGUUCUGUACUAAACAAAAUAUAUACCCGCCAAAAUAACGUGGCGUUAAUCUCUUCUCUUAACCUAAAGAAUUUGAUGAAAAAUUCCAUCAAUCAAUCGGAUGAUGAAUGAAAAGGAAUUCAACUUUCCGAAUAUGGUUCCUCACUCAUGGGAUUCCAAAAUGAAGUAAGUAGAUAUCUUCUUCCCGCUGCAAGUUGUAAAUGAUAUGGAUCUGAUUCCAUUAUUACCAGAAUUUUAAAUCAUAUCAGAUUUUUGCCUAUUUAAUCUCAAGAUGCGAAUUCUAAAGAAACCCUCUUCUUCUUCUUCAUCAUCAAUUUCCAUUUGUAUCUCUUUCCUAAAUCUUCAAUUCCUUUCUACUUCUCGUGUUGUUAGGUUCCAUUGUAGAGCUUCUAGUGAUACUUCUAAUAAUCAACCAUUUGAAACCCUAAGAAAGAAAAUCAAUAACAUCGAUAUCCGAGGAGGAGCGAAGCAGUUGCAUACGAGACAUACGAUGGAUGGGGCAGGUUUGGUCGAUGAAAAUAUUGGCAGAAAUGAUGGAGGGCGGUGUAUUUGGUCAUCUCAAGGAUGGACGAGUAAGAUUGAACUACGGAAUCAGAUAUUCUGUAAUCGGUCUUUGAAUAUGAAGAACAUUGUGGCUGUGGGUUUUGAUAUGGAUUAUACAUUAGCACAGUACAUGCCUCAGACUUUUGAGUCUCUUGCUUAUGAUGGAACUGUCAGGAAGCUGGUUUAUGAUUUAGGAUACCCUACCGAGUUACUAGAGUGGUCAUUCGACUGGGAGUACAUGGUCAGGGGCUUGGUUCUCGAUAAGAAGAGAGGAAAUAUCUUGAAGAUGGAUCGCCAUAAAUAUGUCAAAGUGGCAUAUCAUGGCUUUAGGGAGAUGUCGAAAGAAGAAAAAAUGGCAACAUAUGGAAACACGUUGAUCAGAGAUUCAUUUGAUGAGCCUGAAUAUGCUCUCAUUGAUACUCUUUUCUCACUCGCAGAAGCCUACUUAUUUGCUCAACUUGUUGAUUUUAGGGACAACAAUCCUGGAAAAAUCCCAGAUAAUGUCGACUAUGCCAGAAUGUAUAAAGAUGUUCGAGCUGCAGUUGAUUUGUGCCAUCGUGAUGGAACCUUGAAACAGAUGGUUGCACAGGAUCCUGGAAAGUAUAUCAAUGAUGAUACCUCAAUAGUACCAAUGAUCAAAAUGCUCAGAGAUUCUGGUCGUUCAACCUUCUUGGUGACGAAUAGUUUAUGGGACUACACAAAUGUGGUGAUGAAUUUCCUUUGUGGGCACCACACUAUGGGUGGUAGUUUGCCAUGCAAUUUUGAUUGGCUUGAAAAUUUUGACGUCGUCAUUACGGGAAGUGCUAAGCCAGGAUUUUUCCAUGAAGAGAACCGCGCAAACCUAUUUGAAGUUGAACCUCACUCUGGGAUGCUCCGAAAUACAGACAAUGGCACACCUAUGGCUCAGGUAGGAAGCACUUCUCCAGCAAUAUCAUUAGCGGGAUUGAAAAAGGGUUGUAGAGUUUUCCAGGGAGGAAGUGUUGGUCACCUGCAUAAGCUUCUUUCAAUUGAAUCAAGUGCACAGGUACUUUAUGUUGGAGAUCACAUCUAUGGAGAUAUUUUGCGUAGCAAAAAAGUCCUAGGUUGGAGAACAAUGCUUGUUGUUCCAGAGCUUGAGAGGGAGGUAGAACUCCUCUGGAAAUCCAGGGACAUUCGUAAGCAAUUGCGGCGUUUGAGAGAAGAACGUGCUUUGGUGGAGGACAACAUACAUCACUUAAAGUGGUCUCUGAAGUAUGAAGCUGCUGAUGAUAGCAACAAGGAAAAGUUAUUGUCUCAACUCAGUGAAUUGGAGAUCCAAAGAGAACAAGUCCGUCUCCUUCAUCAAGAGGCACAGAGAGAAUGUCACCACAAAUUUCACAAGGUGUGGGGGCAGCUCAUGAAGACUGGUUAUCAGAAUUCUCGCUUUGCUCAUCAGGUGGAGAGGUUUGCCUGCCUUUAUACCAGCCAAGUCACCAACUUAAGCUUAUACUCUCCUGACAAAUACUACCGACCCAGUGAAGACUUCAUGCCUCAUGAAUUUAAUAUAUUGGAAUUAUAAGUAGGAUGUGUUUUGAUGUCUGGAUUCAUCACCCUAAGAAGAAUUGAUCAAAGUUAAUCAUUUUGUAAUUAUUCACUGAUGUUAAGUUUAAUAAUUACAUCCGAAGAAGAAGUUGUUGAUUAAUCACUUGACUUUUGCUUUUACUUUUCAGUAGGUGUUCAUAGUUUAAUCUGUAUUAUAUCCCGAAAGAUAUGGUAAAUAUUGUUAAUAGAAUUGGCCUUGUUGCCAUUUUUCUUC
Molecule: messenger RNA, 2327 nt
Organism: Papaver somniferum (opium poppy)
Lineage: Eukaryota; Viridiplantae; Streptophyta; Magnoliopsida; Ranunculales; Papaveraceae
Product: 5'-nucleotidase domain-containing protein 4-like
Exons: 17
Coding region: 282-2090 (602 amino acids)
Molecular function (GO): 5'-nucleotidase activity
Source: RefSeq, a predicted model, not a curated record